Phyllostomus hastatus (greater spear-nosed bat) is the source of this 2623-nucleotide messenger RNA. RefSeq names its product lysophospholipase 1 (gene LYPLA1). The record is from RefSeq and is a predicted model, not a curated record. Bases 127 to 936 code for a protein of 269 amino acids. Lineage: Eukaryota; Metazoa; Chordata; Mammalia; Chiroptera; Phyllostomidae. The transcript is spliced from 10 exons. Gene Ontology annotation, cellular component: cytoplasm. Gene Ontology annotation, molecular function: palmitoyl-(protein) hydrolase activity; carboxylic ester hydrolase activity. Gene Ontology annotation, biological process: protein depalmitoylation.
CGCACGCGCUUGAGUGCGCGCCCGGUGGGGCGGGCCGGGACUCACCGCUCUCACGCCCUUGGGCCCAGGCCCGGCGACCGCUUUCCUUUCCGCUUCCGACCCGCGCCUUGUUGGUGGAGUCAGUGUAUGUGCGGCAAUAACAUGUCUGCCCCGCUUCCCGCCAUCGUACCCGCCGCCCGGAAGGCCACCGCUGCGGUGAUUUUCCUUCAUGGAUUGGGAGAUACAGGGUUGUCUUUUCACUUCAUACUGUCUUUUGAAGCACAGCAAUUUUUAAUUUUGAUGAUUAAAUAUUUUUCUUUGUUGCUUAUGCUUGUGGUCACAUAUCGAAGAAACCAUUGCCAAGUGCAUGGAUGGGCAGAAGCCUUUGCAGGUAUCAGAAGUUCACAUAUCAAAUAUAUCUGCCCACAUGCACCAGUUAUGCCUGUAACAUUAAAUAUGAACAUGGCUAUGCCUUCUUGGUUUGAUAUUAUUGGGCUUUCACCAGAUUCGCAGGAGGAUGAACCUGGAAUUAAACAGGCAGCAGAAAAUGUAAAAGCCUUGAUAGAGCAAGAAGUGAAGAAUGGCAUUCCUUCAAACAGAAUUAUUUUGGGAGGAUUUUCUCAGGGAGGAGCUUUAUCUUUAUACACUGCUCUUACCACACAGCAGAAACUGGCAGGUGUCACUGCACUCAGUUGCUGGCUUCCACUGCGGGCUUCAUUUCCACAGGGUCCUAUCAGCGGUGUCAAUAGAGAUAUUUCUAUUCUUCAGUGCCAUGGAGAUUGUGACCCUUUAGUUCCUCUAAUGUUUGGUUCUCUUACUGUCGAAAAGCUGAAAACAUUGGUAAAUUCAGCAAAUGUAACCUUCAAAACGUAUGAAGGCCUGAUGCACAGUUCAUGUCAACAGGAAAUGAUGGAUAUCAAGCAUUUCAUCGAUAAACUCCUACCUCCAGUUGAUUGACACCUCUAAGGGGCCUUGUGUAGAAGUACACACCAGCAUUAUUAUAGUAGAGUAUAAACCUUUUCCUGUGCCCAAUCUUGAAACUUAUAAAUGUUUGCAGUGUUAAAAUGUUUUGCAAAUACACAUCAGUGACACAGAUUAAUAUCUCUUCAUGGGAAAUUUAUGAUCUAUUAAGUUUCAAUACAUGUAUUUGUAUAUGAUCCAGAAUAUACUAGCAUUAAAAUAAGUGAAGCAGCUAGCUCUUUUUCCCAAAUGUAAUUUGGUAAAAUAAUAAAAUGCUGCAACCAGGUUUUCUAUUACAUUAUUUGAAAAUUAUUAGUAUGCUAAUGAAAACUUGUUCAGGUAUAAAUGAGUGGUUAAAAUAUAAACUACUUAUGAAUGCUAUACUUAGUCUGUGAACUUAUUCCCAAAAUACCUAGUCACCAUGCAGUAUCUUUAUUUUUUAUAUAUAUAUUUAGAUUAACUCGAUCAUUAUAAUAAAUAAAAAGAACGAAGCGUAAUUACCUUAUUCCUAAUAAUAGGGAUAUUACUACUAAGUGUCAAUAAAGAGUAAUAUUGCUCUCUUCACUUAAUGGCCCUUUUAUUUUGGGGACCAGGCUUUUCUUUCCCUGUUACAAUUUCUUAAUAUUCGAUUUUCCUCUCUGGAAAAGCAGUGUAUUUUCUUUUUAUCCUUCAAAGUAGACCAAUAUUGCCUAUUUGCCGUAGACAUCUGCUGUGAAUACAUGCUGUAUUGAUAAUUGGACAUUCUGACUCACAGACAUGGUGGUAUUUAAGAUGUAUUUAUACUUAUAUAAAGAAACCAAACAUCACUUCAAACUUCCUACAUUACUUAUUUUUUGAACUGUACCUUAGUCCAAAGUUAGACCUAUAUAGUUAUUAGAAUCUUCAGUCCAGAUAGGAAUAAUUAUGUGGUUGUAUUUUUCUGCAAUUCAGAGAAUUACUAGGUCAUAUUCUAGUAUGUUCUGGAAUAUUUAAGACUGAUCUUAAAAACUAAUUUCUAAAAUGAUUUGCUCUAAGAUGAUUCUCCUUGUAGCAUAGAGUUUUAGUUUACAUAUUUUGUACAUAUGUUUGAAAUCACCUACUGUAGGAAAUGAACAAUCCAUUAGAAAAAUUUGUUUUACUUUUAUCUGCAAUGGACUUAUUUGAAAUUUUCAUUUUAGCAGAUGAUUUUUUAAAAAUUAGUUUUUGUGCAAAGAUAAAAGGAGCAAUUAUUUUAAAUAGUUGAAUCUUUUAGAUUAUUGGUAAAAACUAUUUGAAAAUGAAUUUAUCAGUUUAAAGGUUAAUCAGAACUCAGUACAUAUGGGACAGUUACCACACGGUUUAACAUGUAGCAAAAAUAUACACUUCAUUUUUCUGAACUAUUAAUUUUUAUUCUGUGUUCCAACUGACUAAAACAGUGUUAGGAAUGCGUCUUUAUAAAUGGGUGCUAAUUGAUAAUAGAAAUAAUUUAGCAAUGGAUUAUAUAGAAUGUUAAUAAUGAAGCCAUAUGUUUAUGUCCAGAUUUAAAAUUUUUAAACAUUCAGUAAGUCAUUUUGAUUUACCUUUAUGAAUAUAAACUUGUUUCAGUUAUACAAAUCAGCAAGAUAUGAUUUAUGGCAAGAGAUAUUCUGUUGAAGUGUGCUGUAAUGUGGGAAAAUGUAAAUCUUUUCCACAGUUUCUAUCAAUGUGAAAUAAAAUUUAAUUCUGA